Messenger RNA from Neogale vison (American mink), 11203 nucleotides. RefSeq names its product solute carrier family 24 member 2 (gene SLC24A2). The transcript has 11 exons. Gene Ontology annotation, cellular component: membrane. Gene Ontology annotation, molecular function: calcium channel activity; calcium, potassium:sodium antiporter activity. The record is from RefSeq and is a predicted model, not a curated record. Gene Ontology annotation, biological process: intracellular calcium ion homeostasis; calcium ion transmembrane transport; long-term synaptic depression. Lineage: Eukaryota; Metazoa; Chordata; Mammalia; Carnivora; Mustelidae. Bases 238 to 2232 code for a protein of 664 amino acids.
CGGAGGGCCAGAGAAGGCGGCGGACCCGAGUGGAGGGCCGCGCUCGGGCCCCGCCGCGUGCGCGUCCUCCUGGCGGAUCCCGCAUAAAUGUCGAAAAUAUUUCCCAUGAAACAUAAGAACCCCUGAUUGUGGAAGGGCCCCACAAGCACUGUUGACUGUAAAGUGAAGAGAAGUAUGAGAGAGCCAUCUGGUUGAGUCUACCAUCGGAAGACCACCACAUCCACCAGAAGACCAAGGAUGGAACUGCACCAAAGCACUGCCAUCCCUUUCCUGGAGAAAUGGUGUUUGGAGAAGUCACUCUCUGGCUGCAGGAGACAUUAUAAUGUUAGGAAAAAACUGAAGUUAAUUCGAAUCUUGGGCCUUCUCAUGGGCCUAGUCGCCAUUAGCACUGUCUCAUUUUCAAUCAGUGCCUUUUCUGAGACGGAGACCCAGAGCACAGAAGAGGCGGUGGGGGCAAGUGGCUCUAGCGCCAUACACGGUUACCGUCAGAGAACUCUCUUAGAUUUAAAUGAUGAGAUCCUGGAUUAUACUCCACAGCCCCCUCUUUCUCAGGAAGACACAUCUGAGAAUGCUACAGAUCAUGCCCAAGGAGACUACCCAAGAGACAUCUUUUCCCUCGAGGAACGAAGAAGAGGCGCCAUCAUUCUGCAUGUCAUUGGAAUGAUUUACAUGUUCAUAGCCUUAGCCAUUGUCUGUGAUGAGUUCUUUGUUCCCUCUUUGACUGUCAUCACUGAGAAAUUGGGCAUAUCUGAUGAUGUGGCUGGAGCCACCUUUAUGGCCGCGGGGGGCUCUGCCCCUGAACUUUUCACAUCUCUCAUAGGGGUAUUUAUUGCUCACAGCAAUGUUGGCAUAGGCACAAUCGUGGGCUCAGCGGUGUUCAAUAUCCUCUUUGUGAUUGGCAUGUGUGCUCUGUUUUCUAGAGAAAUCUUAAACCUGACAUGGUGGCCGCUCUUUCGGGAUGUGUCCUUCUACAUCGUUGACUUGAUCAUGCUGAUCAUAUUUUUCCUGGAUAAUGUUAUCAUGUGGUGGGAAAGCUUGCUUCUCUUGACAGCUUACUUUGGCUAUGUGGUUUUCAUGAAAUUCAACGUCCAAGUAGAAAGAUGGGUGAAGCAAAUGAUAAACCGCAAUAAAGUCGUCAAGGUGACAGCUCCAGAGGCCCAAGCGAAGUCAUCUACGGCCAGGGACAAGGAUGAGCAGGCUCUACCGGCUAAGCCCCGUCUCCAACGAGGUGGAAGUUCUGCCUCCCUCCACAACAGUCUCAUGAGGAAUAGCAUUUUCCAGCUCAUGAUUCACACCCUUGACCCACUGGCUGAAGAACUUGGAUCAUAUGGAAAACUAAAAUAUUAUGACACAAUGACUGAAGAAGGGAGGUUCAGAGAAAAGGCUUCUAUUCUCCACAAGAUUGCCAAGAAGAAAUGCCAGGUGGAUGAGAACGAGAGGCAGAACGGGGCCACCAACCACGUGGAAAAAAUCGAGCUCCCAAACAGCACAAGCACAGAGGUUGAAAUGACACCGUCCAGCGAUGCUUCGGAACCCGUACAAAACGGAAAUCUGUCCCACACCGUUGAAGCUGCGGACGCCCAGACCACGGAGGCGGGUGAAGAUGAGGACGACCAGCCUCUUAGCCUGGCCUGGCCUUCCAACCCCCGCAAGCAAGUCACGUUCCUCAUUGUGCUCCCCAUAGUGUUUCCCCUCUGGAUUACCUUACCUGACGUCCGCAAGCCGUCAUCAAGAAAGUUUUUUCCCAUCACGUUCUUUGGCUCCAUCUCCUGGAUCGCUGUGUUCUCUUACUUGAUGGUCUGGUGGGCACACCAGGUUGGAGAGACCAUUGGCAUUAGUGAAGAGAUUAUGGGUCUGACCAUCUUAGCAGCUGGGACCUCCAUCCCUGAUCUUAUCACCAGUGUCAUAGUAGCCCGGAAGGGACUUGGAGACAUGGCUGUGUCCAGCUCUGUUGGAAGCAACAUUUUUGACAUCACUGUGGGGCUCCCGCUGCCCUGGCUCCUGUACACCAUCAUUCACAGGUUCCAACCAGUGGCUGUCAGCAGCAAUGGCCUCUUCUGUGCCAUCGUCCUCCUCUUCAUCAUGCUGCUCUUCGUCAUCCUCUCCAUUGCUCUCUGCAAAUGGCGGAUGAACAAAGUGCUGGGCUUCAUCAUGUUCGGCCUCUACUUUGUGUUCCUGGUGAUCAGCGUCCUCCUAGAAGACAGAAUUCUUGUGUGCCCUGUCUCCAUUUAGUAGGAAAAGCCAUAUCUUGAACUAACAGCAUGGAUGGUCCCUCCCCGCCCUGGGUUCUAGGCUCCUUGACCUCUCCAGAGGAGGCAGCUGGCACACACAGCCAUGGGCAUUUCAGAGCGUCCCUCCUUGGUGGAUUUGAGGAUGGAUGGAUUCACACUGGGCCCACUCAUUUCACAAGCUGCUGCCAACUUUGCCUACUGAAACAGCUCCACACAAAAGACCAUGCAAGAACCGUCCAUUUGGGGCUUCUCUCCAUUUCACCACUGACAGGUACUCCUCGCUGGUCGGAGGUACAUUUGUUGUAAUGAUGCAAACAAUGACAGAGGUUCUCUCUCUAUAUACGUACAAAAUAUACAAAUUAUAAAUAGAUGCACAUGAACAUACCCCUGCCUGUUGCUGUAUUAUACCUCUCCUUUCAUACCUAUAGAGUAAUACGUACCUGUAUACAAAGAAAAAGAAAAAUUUUAUAUAUAUAUAUAAAAUCAUCACAUAUAUAUAUAUAUAAAUACAAAUGCAUCUUUUCAGGGAUAGCUCUAGUAUAUUUAUAGCACCUAUUUGAAGAGGGGCAUCAACCUUCAGUCUGAGCUUGACCUCUUAAGUGCAAGAGGUAAACUAACAGAAUCAUUGCUGUGACCUUCAGCCUACCUUGGACUUAUUGGGAUCCUGCCUGAUAAGGCGGAUAUUUUAGAGAAAUAUGUUGCAGGAGGGAGGGCUUGGUGGAGAGGGUCUGUAGGGACCCUGAGAUGAGACCUUGAAAAUAUUCCCACCAGCCAAUCAGUGAAGACUAUCUGCCCACCCCUGCUGGGGUACACUGAUCAAAACCCCUGGGGUUACUUGGGACAGACAGACAUAAAACCCAGACUGAGUGGAUAUUGCUUUGGGGUGGGGAGAGGCAGGGGAGAGGUGACCAGGGUUAGGAGUUUUUGAAAAUUUUUUAAUAUAUUGCCCUAGCAUGCAAGUAGAAAAUAUAACUGCAAACCAAAUUAGUGUUCUUCUAGGACAAUGAGACUAUAUAAACUGAACCUAUAUUGUUCUAAUGCAUGUCUCAUUAUCAUCCAAAAAGGGGGGGUGGGGGGGCAAGUCUAGCUCUGAUUGUCAUUUAGGCGUAUUUUGAUGCUAAGGGCUCACAUAUAAUCCAAAUGCCUGCCAAGAGAGCCUGCCAUAUGUAAUAAGAAACACCAUCGAGUAGAGGGGCUCAGUGAAACUUGCCACCUAAUGGGAAUAUAAGGGCGUAUGCAGUUCUUUAAAGCAUCUUCCAAUGUGGUUCAUAAAGGGCUUCAGUAUCUAAAGAAAUCAUUAUUCCACCAAUAGAACUAAACUGAUUCUGAUCAAUAUUGCUUGGAUUAAGGUAGCUUAGAGAUGUUUGGAAAGGCAUUUGCACACUCAGCACACUCAGGAAGGUUUCUGAGUCCUCUGCCUAGUGGUGCCAGGACCAGGAUUUGGUUAAGGCACAUGCAAAAUCUGUGUCUCUCCUUCCACAGGGACCCCAUAUGGGAUUCUUUCAAGCGUAGAGGUCACUGAAGACUUCUUCAUGCUUCUUCCUCAACCCAGUCACUCCAGGGUUUUGAUCUCUUGAUUUUGCUCAGCAUUCCUGUGACAUUUUCAUUUCAUUCAUACCCCCCCCCAAUUCUGUUUAAUAUCUUGUAUGAUUUCUCAGGUCUGUGUCCAUAGAAAAUAAAAAACCUCACGGGAGGGGAGGGGGAGGCGAAGUCAAUUGAUGAAAAAUUAGUGUUUCUCAUUCCCCCAAGUCAUGCUUUCCUUUCAAUCAGCUGAAAAAGUAAACAGAGGAUGGCCCAUUAUUCGGCCCCCACCUUCCAACCUAGGCGGCCCAUGCCCCAUACGGGCAACUCUACGACAUGUCUCCAGUCUAUUGUAUCCCUGAUGACGCUGUGAGUCUGUUGUGGGCACGGACCUCCUCACAUGGGGAGAGAGGAGGCGCAACUCACAGAGAGCAAGGUAAGGAGACCUAACAGCCCCAGAUCAAGCUCAGUAUUCCUUCCACAAGACCCCAGCUCCCUCCAAAGCGCAGGGCAGUACAGGCAGCGCGGGUCCGCUCCUCCCCCGCCAGCAGAAGGCACUUCCGGGCGCGGAGGACCUCUGGGAAAAUAGAGGAGCAAGAUGGCUGCCACAGCGGAGGCAAGCCCCCCCACCCCCGCUUUGCAAAGUCGGUGGUCAGUUGAGGGAGAAAAGGCUGACCGCAUCUUCAUCAAGGGCAGGGUGUUGUAUUGAGGCAAGAAUUUGUGCUGCUUCCUUAGAGGGAAAGAGAAUGAAUAAGUGAACUUCUUGUCGGAUCCUGCAGUGGUUCCCCCACCCCACCCCCACGCUUUACUUGAAGGGGAGCAAACUGGGUUACUGCAUGAGUAUGUAUUAUUGGCUGGUCUGUUACCCUAGGGAAGGUGUGGAUAGAUGACGUUAUCUCAGCCUCAGACCAACUUCAUGAAACCCAAAAGGAUUCGGGAGGCCCACCGUAGCCCGGUUCUUGUUCCAGCACCUGCUUCCCCGCCCCCGCACUCCUUCCCAGCCAUUCCCAGCUCACAGUGAAGACCCAUCCAAGCGGCCACAGAGCAUUCCACUUGCCUCGAGAGCUCCACGUCCCAGGAAAUGCUGUGGCUCUUAAAAGUCGCCCUUAAGGAGACAGGAUUUAUGAGCCUAUUCUGUUCCCUGUGAGGAGCAUUGAGCACGAUGUACAACAGCCGUGUCCCCUGCCUGCCUGGUAGGCAGUCCCCUUCCCUGUUCACUGCUGUCCUCAGGAUGGGUCUAUAAGGUCAUGUGUUGGGCUCCACUAAGUCCAGAGAGUGGUGUGUAGAAUGCAACAGUGGAUCUUGAAAAGCCUUCAAAUCUCUAACAAUUCUAAUUCAAGAACAAACUUUCCUGAGCAGGUCAUCUCUAGCACUUUCCCUGCAUGCCUGUAUAUAUACAUGUAUAAAUAUAUCCUUAUACCAGAUCUGUAUGUACACACGCUACAUCAUCACCCUCUGACCUGUCACCUUCAGGAUUCAAAAGCAGGGCACAUCAAAUUUGUCAUGAUGAAGGAAGAGAAAAGUCACACACACCACCAAUGUAAGGGAACAUCUCUUUCUGAUCUCUUAAGGUUUGUUCUGGGCGUGUAUUCACACUAAGCCACAUAGUAUGGCCUCACUCCUUAUACUUCCCCACUCCAAGAGUGGAGUUAUGGAAAUGGCCAGCUGUAGCCUCAGUGCUGACCUAUAGGCAGAGACUAUACAACUACUACACAACAGAAAAGCCUAGACUGCAGAAAUUCUUCUCUUUCUUGUAGCAGGGUGUAUAAAUAUCAAAAAUUCUAGAACCAUCUUCUUGCGUCUCAACCUAAAACAAGCAAGCCUUGCCCAGAGGGUUCAGUCAGCCCCAGCAAACCAAGCAGGUCUUGCUUGCUGACACCUCCCCUGUGGCCAUCCAUAGGCAGCCCCCGCACAGGAGAGCAAGCUGGCUCAAACCGGGAAUGCCCAAGUAGAACAUUCUAAAUUGCAUCUGGAAAUGCUCGUGCUGGGUCCCGCUGCCUUCUGAACCUGACUAGUUCCUGAAGCACUGAAGCUGGUGGUGAGAUGGCAUCUGGGCAGUCUUCUAGGACCUACGCUGAGCCCAGAUCAGGAAGCCACAGAACACAUGCACAGACCAAGGCGUAAGGCUGUUUGUCAAUUUGGCAGAUGAGGCAGAGUAUCCUAAAGCGGGCCCAGAAGAUUAUAUAAAGAGGCAGGCACUGAUUCAUAGUCAGGGAAUAUGCUUUGUAAGGCUUCUAACAGGUGCCCCCUGACAGGGGCCAUUAUAAUUUAUUUUCUAGGAAAGGCAUGAAUCAGGUGCUUUGCAGUCCUUUCAGCAAAACACAGCUGCCUCACUGAUGAGACAUUUGAGAAUAUUAAUGUACAUCCCUUCCUGAGCAGGGAGAAAGUUGGCAGACUCCCCACUAACGCUCACAGCUCUUAAACCCCGAAACAGGGAGAUGGGCGAUGAGCCAUAAAGGGAAGAGCCCCACCCCCACCCCCAGUCCACCUUAACAGAAAGCUGACCAAGCAAAUCACAGCAGCUAGAGCUGCCGGCCAGAGACACAGCUGGAGAAAAGGGGACUUCCGCUCCCUGUUCAGCUGAGAUUGCUGGGUUGGAAUAUGUGGUAGGAGUCUGAUGACCUAUCUGAAUACAAGCAUUUCCAGAAACUUCAGUAUGCUUUCUUCCCUGCACUUGCCAACACACAUAUACACAAUUACAAGGAUGCCAUGCUUCCUUGCACCGGGACAGAUUGUUACUCUAGUAAUUAAGUGCCCAUAUUAGAAGUGACAGGUCUAUUCCAGAAGAAAUACAGGGAAACUGUCCUCAGGGUGAUUUCUGGGGAAAUCAGCUAUCUCCUGAAGGCUUGAUGUAGAAGCUAAUGCUCAUUCUGGCUAAGCCAGAUCUCACAUAAGCAUGUGGCUUAAUGUUUUUAAAAAGACACAUCCUCAACUCCUUAACCUCCCUCAGCAAUAUUGUCUUUAAUUAGUAAGUAAGGACUUUGCCAUUAAAAGAGAAUUAGUGGCGGGGGAGGGAGGGGAAUGAAGCAUAAGGAAAAGAAAGGAAAAAAUUAUUUCCUUUUACGACAAUUCCCAAGAAAACAAGUGUCACACUGAUAUAUAUCCCCUGCAUAGUUUUAAAUAAUUACAGAUUUCAGGCUUUUUCAACUAAUUAUAUGAACCUGCAUAGAGUCCCAGAUGAAAAUAUCUUCCCUUCUCUAGAAGGCCUUGGGAUGGAUAGGUUAUAUGCCCCUACCCCACUAUUUCCGCUUAGCUUCUUGCCUCUCUUUGUGUAUCUUUGUUGAUUUCACAGCUUUGCAUUCUUUGAACUAUGUAACAAACAAGAAAAGCAAUAAAGGACACUUCCCACCACUCUAUUACUUAUCAUUACAACAUUGCAAUGUUUUGCUUUUAGGGGUUUUGUUUUUGUUUUUGUUUGGUUCCCCCCACCCUUCACUGGGAACUUUGAAACACCCAGUAUGCUUUCUUUCUGGGAAGAAAGAAAGGGCUAUGGCAUGUGAUUGCCAGGAGAAUUGAGGCAUCUGUAGAGAGCAGAGGUGCCCUGGUGUUUGGUAUGCAAAUAACACAUCUUCCUACCUAGACGCCCCCACCCCCCAGGGGACCAGCCUUGCUCAGAACCACCUGAAUUCUACGGUCGUCUUUCAUCUUGCUGGUUAAAAACAGCAAGAGAGCGCUAAAAAUGAUAAAGUGAAUCCACAGGUCACCCAGUUUUUAUAGAGACAAAAAUGACCCUAUAAUUACGGCUGGGGAGACACCUCUGUUCAAAUGAGUAUACAAGGGAAACUGCAUAGAGCACCAAAUUAAGCCCGAGCACUUUCACUAAAUGAAUGACUGACAGACUGGAAAACCUUAAAGAAUUAAGAAAAAAAAAAAAAGUAGAGAGAGAGAGAGAGAGAGAAUGGUCUAUGUCUGGAAGAGUGCCAUGGAAUCUGCACUGAGUUUGCCAAAGGUUUAAUUCUGUUCAGACAGUUCGUCCAGCCUAUCACCCUUAGCCGAAGGACGAUUCUUUCACCAGAGAGGGGUCCUGGCUUAGGUGUUCCUGGCAGAACCAGGUUUCCUCAGCUAUUAACAUGAACAGCCAGCAAGCUAACCCUAGCCCAACAAGUUGAUGACUCUACCUAUGUCUUUUUUAGGGGGCAGAAAACUAUACCCCUUUACCUUGUACCCCUGACACAGCUGGGAGCCACCGCUCUGUGACUCUUUCUCUGUUUUCAUCAAAGAUCUCUUUAGAGUUUUAUUUCAGAGCCCUUUUUUCCUCAUCCUCUUAAUUUGUAUCAUUCUUCUCUACUCAGCCAUUUUAAGUGCUGUAGGGUUUGCCUGAAUCUUAGAGCCUUAUGACUAAUCGUGAUACGGGUCGGUUCUGGACGGGGCUGACUUACCACCGCAAACCCCAUGCUUUGCUCCCUUUAUCUGCAUCCCUCUGUUGCUCUUACUUUUAGGAAGUCACACUUCAUUGCUAAUUCACAUUCAUCUUCUGUUCCCUAUCACUUCGGUACCUCCUCUCCAACACACUGAGCUGAAGCCAGUGCGUUUCUCAGCCGGUCCUGAUGGAUUUCUCAGCCUGUCCUCGAUGCAUUUGGCUUGCCAUUGUUCCUCCUAUGGGCCACUCCCUUCUCAGCCUUUCUGAGUCUCAGUCUGCUUAUUUCUAACACCACUUCUGGUUUUCAAGUCCAGAGUGAAGUCAGCAUUCACUCCCCUUCAAGGUUCUCACCACCAGUCCCGGGUUUGUUUGCACUUGGCAAGACCAAUGAGCAUUUUCUGCACCUCCUCAUUAAUGUGACUAUUCAAAAGUGUUGGGCUCCUGCAAUUCUGUGUCAUUGGUGAUUUCUUAGGGGAAAAAAAAUCCCUCCUGAUUGCUACUACAAUAUGAACAGAGUUCAUGACCAUAAAAGAGUAGAGCCACAGAAAUGCCUUCUGAGCACCUGUAGGCUUUGAUACAACAGCCCUAACAGGCAUUUAGCCAGGGGAGAAAAAUAUGAACACUGGAUGUGGCAUGAUCGUGAGGCCCGGGGAGAGAGGUUAAGAUCAUGAGCUUCAUUUUUAAGGUCAUAAUUCCACACUCGCAUGAUUCCACACUCACAAGGAAUUCAGAAUGGGGGAGACACCGCUGGAAAUCAUUCAGAUGCCCUACCUGCUUGGAUUUACCUAAAGGAAUUCGUAUUUCACUUCAGUAGGAAAUAGCAGAAAUGAUUGGACCUCUCCUUAUCUCCCAGUACUGCCGUGCAUUUCCUUGCCCGCGUGCUAGGUUGGGUAGGAAUUGGUUAUAGGUUGGGUCCUGGCCCAGGAAACUGAGCUACUGUUCCCCAAAGAGAUGAGAAUUUGCUUCUGUGUUCUCACAUACUGGGCUGCAUAUUCCUUUAUGAUGGGUCCGUAAGUAGCGAAGGCCUUGGGACUGACAGUUCUUAAAACAGCUCACCGAAAGAGAAUACCAGUGAUCAUGUCACACACACACACACACACACACAGGAAUGAGUUAAGUCUUGAAUCCCUGAAUUAAAUAAUUUUAAGGAUCAAAUUACCUGCAUGCAGUAAGGAUAGAUAAUUCCUUGCCAUUUAAUUAAAUGAAUUUCCAAUUCUUCUCAUCGGGAUUAAACUGAAGGACGAUGGAUGCCUUUUGGGUUUUUAAUUUUUUAAUAUUGCACUUUAUAGUACUUCAUAAGAGACAAUUGUCUUAAUUAAAGCCAUAAAAUACCAAUAAUACAUAUAUUCAGGGCUUCUGAAUAUAGUCAGUCAAUAAGCAGUCAUGAGUCAUUCCUGUUUUGUAUUGUUUGUUGUAAAUUGGAGUUUAUCUGUUCUAUUUUUUAUUGCAUACAAUUACUGUUCUAGACAAUCCUAACCUACUGAUAAAUUUUGGAUGUGUACUUCAAUAAAACUCUGAAAAUGAAAGAAAUUGUUCAUUUCACAAAGGCAUUCUUCAUCUUCAAAGUAGCUUGUGACAUAGUUUCCUUAAAUAGCAAGUUCUGAUACAAUAUUGAAAAUAUUUCUCUUUCUAAAUUAUAGAUUUAUUAUUUUUCAGGAAUCCAUUUGUUAUGUAAAGCAAGGUUCACCCAUAUAGAGAGUGAAUAUAUACUUGGGAAAUUUAAGGUUUGUUUGAGUUUUUAUGUAAAUGUAGGAUGGGCCUAAGAAGUUCCCUUAUAAAAAUGGCAAAUGUAGAUAUACAAUUUGUCGAUAGUUUCCUAUGCCGACAUUAUAAACCUUCCUUGGGAGGACACAGAAAAUAAUAGACUUCAUAAUGCACUGCGUUUCUGCUAAAAUACACAAGUUCUGACCUCUAUGGUAGGCUACUUAGCUAUACACACAAAGGUCCCCACAACUAAAAACUUUAAUAUUUCCCUUGAUCACAACUUUCUGUGUAAUUUGAGGGAAAGCUAAAAGAAUGACCAGAAAGCAUUUAAUAGCCUAGAAAUAUUCACCACAACUGGGUGCCUAAAUAAUUAAUAUAAACAUGUACAUUAAAUUGAACGACCCCAUCCAUUUGAUGCUUAAAUAUCUCUUUGCCCUAAGAUAGAGGGUCUAGACCAAGAGCCAGUGAUGUUCUUGUUGGGGACUGUUUUGUGGUCUGAAGACUUUCUCCAAAGGACAGAGACUCUCCAUCCAGAAAAGGGAGUCUCUGUUAACAUACAGCCCUGUUGGGCACUGCACGCAAAGUCCGUAUUUGUGCCCUGCAGUCUAGCCCAGGAGAAAUGGCUGGACCUCUAUUUGUCAGUAUUGCGGUGCAUUUCCUUCCUCGAGUGUGAAGAAGCUCCAGAAGCAAGAGCUUCUAUCUCCAAGCAAUCUGCAGUCUCAAAGAGCCAUUGCAAAUUGGAACAGCAAAGCUCCUUCCUGGAUUAAUGCAGUUGCUUCUAGCCCUAGAGAAAAGAUAAAUUAUACUUUUGUUCUUCGCAUAUUGGUAAAACAGACAGAAUGUGAUUGACACCGACCCGAAUGUAGCCAUUUGCCCUAGAGCACCUAAACCCUUUUUUGGACAGGUUACAUUAAAAAUCUCAGAAUGCCAUUUUUGUAAAGGAUCUUUUUAGGGAUCAAUGUCAUCCCCUGCUUCCUCUGUUUGCCUCCAUUUUAAAGAAGCAUUUUAACCCCUAUCUUUACCCCCAACAAGAAUCCAAACGAUGCACUUCCGGAUUAUUUUUGUCACUUUCUGUGUGUUUUGUUUAUUACGCGCAGUUUUCACUGGAUGACAGCUGUAUGGAGGUUUUGCGUCAGUUUAUUCUCUGUGAAUAUGUCUGUACAUAGAAGGCUAUAUUUAUUUGUACAUAGGCUGUUUGCAGUAAUAUGUUUCUGUCCCAUGAACUUCACUUGAUAAAGGGCGUUUGUUUCUUCACUGUGUUCCUGUUACACUUUUCGCACCUUUGUGCUUUUACUACUGGUAAUCAACUCAUAGAAUAUCACUUUAUGUAACUAAGUCUCCUCGGUGUGAAAAAUAAUAGUAAUAAAAUUAUUGACUCUAAAAAAAA